This is a messenger RNA of Alosa alosa (allis shad), 5200 nucleotides long. It is a transcript of the gene snrka, whose product is annotated as SNF related kinase a. Gene Ontology annotation, cellular component: cytoplasm. The record is from RefSeq and is a predicted model, not a curated record. Gene Ontology annotation, molecular function: protein serine/threonine kinase activity; tau-protein kinase activity; ATP binding. NCBI's taxonomy places the organism in Eukaryota, Metazoa, Chordata, Actinopteri, Clupeiformes, Clupeidae. Gene Ontology annotation, biological process: protein phosphorylation; intracellular signal transduction; microtubule cytoskeleton organization.
CUAAUUCGCUGAGAGUUGCAGUUCUAUCAACAUUGUACACUAGCUCUCAGCAGCGCCUAAGUAACCCAUGUUGGAGUGGUGAAGUUCACGCUUUUCUUUGGUGUACAGGGUUGCGACUAAGGGCGCACAUCGGCUUGCUUUCAUCCAGGUGCAUAGUAGCUGUUUGGGGAGGCUUUAAUGUAUGCCGGAGUAAGUGAAACCCGUCACCAUGGGCUUGAGGUCAGUAUCUUAUGGACUGAAGUGAGCUGGACCCCCUCUGCAUAAUCCCCAAGGGCCUUCACCUGCCCGCCUCCCAGCCAGGGCCAGGUGGCAAUGGCAGGCUUCAAGCGUGGCUAUGAUGGCAAGAUCGCCGGACUCUAUGACCUGGACAAAACCCUUGGACGUGGGCACUUUGCUGUGGUCAAGCUGGCACGCCAUGUCUUUACUGGCGAAAAGGUGGCAGUCAAGGUCAUCGACAAGACUAAGCUGGACACGGUGGCAACUGGGCAUCUCUUUCAGGAAGUCCGCUGCAUGAAGUUGGUGCAGCAUCCUAACAUUGUGCGUCUCUAUGAGGUCAUUGACACCCAGACCAAGCUCUAUCUGAUCCUGGAGCUUGGAGAUGGUGGAGACAUGUUUGACUAUAUCAUGAAGCAUGAGGAAGGCCUGAAUGAGGAGUUGGCCAAGAAGUACUUUGCCCAAAUUGUGCACGCCAUCUCCUACUGCCACCGACUCCAUGUGGUGCACCGGGACCUGAAGCCUGAGAACGUGGUGUUCUUUGAGAAACAGGGCCUGGUCAAGCUCACAGACUUUGGCUUUAGCAACAAGUUCCAACCAGGCAAGAAGCUCACUACCAGCUGUGGUUCGCUGGCCUACUCUGCCCCUGAGAUUCUGUUGGGGGAUGAGUAUGACGCACCUGCUGUAGAUAUCUGGAGCCUGGGGGUGAUCCUGUUCAUGCUGGUGUGUGGGCAGCCGCCGUUCCAGGAGGCCAACGACAGCGAGACGCUCACCAUGAUCAUGGACUGCAAAUACACUGUGCCCGCCCACGUCUCCAACGACUGCAAGGACCUAAUAAACCGCAUGCUUCAGAGGGACCCAAAGCGCCGGGCGUCGCUGGAGGAGAUUGAGAGCCACGCGUGGCUGCAGGGGGUGGACCCCUCCCCAGCCACCAAGUACAGCACGCCGCUGGUCUCCCACAAGAACCUGUCGGAGGAGGAGCACAAUGGCAUCAUCCAGCGCAUGGUGCUCGGGGACAUCGCCGACCGCGAGGCCAUUGUGGAGGCCCUGGAGACCAAUAAGUACAACCACAUCACAGCCACCUACUUCCUGCUGGCUGAGCGCAUCCUGAGGGAGAAGCAGGAGAAGGAGGUGCAGCCACGCUCAUCCAGCCCCAGCAACAUCAAGGCCCACUUCAGGCAGUCGUGGCCAACCAAGAUCGACAUGCACCAGGACAUUGAGGACAGCUUGGCCUCGUCCUCCAUCUCCCACUCAGGCGGGCCGCAGUCCCCAGCGCGCAGUGCUGAGAACCUGCUAAAUGGCCACCGCAGUAAGGGCCUGUUGGACCUUGGGCGGCGCGAGGAGGCCAGCAGCAGCAGUGCCAGUGAGGCCUCGGGCAGCAGCUGCUCCUCCUCUGGCCAGGGCUCCUCAGCAGGGCUACUUUCCAACCCCCUGGUACCAGGCGGCCUGCUGGCCUAUCCAGCCUCGACCACAGCCAAGCAACGGACCUUCCUCUUGAGGGUGGAAGAGGAUGAGGAGGAGGAAGAUGAACAAGAGCCCUCGCCGCUGUCUGCCCAGGUGGUGCUUCGCCGCAAGCCCUCGUCCAUCACCAACCGCCUCACUUCACGCAAGAGCGCUCCCGUCCUCAACCAGAUCUUUGAGGAGGAGGGGGAGUCGGACGACGAUUUCGACAUGGACGAGAGCUUACCGCCCAAGCUGAGCCGCCUCAAGAUGAACAUGACGGCGUCGUCGCCGGGCACGGCCCAGAAGCGCUACCACCGCCGCAAGAGCCAGGGCCGCGGCUCCAGCUGCUCCAGCUCGGAGACGAGCGACGACGACUCGGAGAGCCACCGGCGGCGCCUGGACAAGGACACGGGCUUCACCUACAGCUGGAACCGGCGGGACAGCAGCGAGGGACCGCCGGGCAACUCUGGGGGAAACGGUGGCGGCAGUGGAGGGCAGAGCAAGCCCCCAGGGGAGGGCAACUCAGGACCGGACCGAGGCAGCCCCCCAGGAGGGAGCGGAGGUGGGGGAGGCGGAGGGGGCAGUGGGAGUAGUAGUGGUGUGGGGGGGGGGGGCACCAAGGGACAAGGCAGCCCCUCCAGCUGCUCCAGUGGCAGCGUCAACCGCUCGUCGGGGUCGUCGCGCAAAGCGUCGACGCGCAGCGGCGGGGAGCUGGUGGAGAGCCUCAAGCUCAUGAGUCUGUGUCUGAGCUCCCAGUUCCAGCAGCGCAGCCCCGGCGGCCGCUUCAUCAUAGACCCUCAGAGCCUGUCCAGCAUCAAGGUCCAGGAGAAGUCCUCCUGGAAGAUGUGCAUCAGCUCCUCCACCGGCAGCUUGGACCAGGUGGGCCUGUCCAGCACGGGCCUCGGGGUCCCCGGGCCAGAGACGCACGCAGACCAAAUGUCAUCGGUGCUCACCGAACUGGGCUUGGCCAAGGAGAACAAGCUGAACCUGAAGAACAAUGUGCUCCAGCUACCUCUGUGCGAAAAGACCAUCUCUGUGAACAUCCAGCGGAGCCCCAGGGACGGGCUGCUCUGCACCUCUGCCCCGGCCAGCUGCUGCCAGGUCAUCUGAGGGCGGCUCCCUACGCUAGCCCCGCCUUUCCUCUCGCCCCCGCCACAUCUGUAGCAUAGCAACCCCUCCUCCCCCCUCAACACUCCCCUAGUGUCUGAGUGAAACUCCUCCACAUCUCUAGACAACCCCCCUCCACCUGCCCUACCUGCCUUCUCUGUCGUCUUAAUCAUUCUGACGUUAUUUAUUGGGUUUCUCUUUGUUUCCUGACUGGCACCUGUUUUUGAGGUGCAUGCUGCUAGCUUUAUGUUGGUUUUCAUUUUUUUUGUUUUUAGUUUUUUUUUGUUUGUUUGUUUCUGUUUGUUUUGCCUUUUGGUUCCACUAAAAUGAAAAGCGCUUAUAAAAAAUUCCAAGGGAUUGAAUAGAGUGUCGAGUCAAACUUGUGUAAAAUAUUCAUUUUAGAAUAAAGGUAAGUUGGAGAAUGUGUUAAGACCAAACAUCUGACCGAAUAGCACAGGAUAGCUAAUUGGGCAAGCACUUAUAUUACAGACUCUUCUAACAUCUAAUUUAUUCAAAUCCUAAAUAUGCGUUACAUAGAUUGUAAACUACAGAAUGUAAAUUUCCGAUUUCAAACAUAAAGCUACAAUAGUUGAGGAGCAAUAUUGACCAUAGAGAGGCCUUGACUGAAUCCCUUUUCCUCUGUUUCCCUUCUAACAGUGUACAGCUCUGCAAAGUCUUAAACAGACGACCAAUAUAUGGAACACGUGGUUGCAUGGAGAUGAUAUUAUUUCUAUAUUUCAAUGAAUUUCAUCAAAUUCAUUGGGGGUUAAUCUGAUAUUUAAAAAGUGCUUUUAGUCAUAGACAAUCUGUUUUGUUCACGCUCUUAUUUUUAAUUUUUUAAAUUAAAGAUGUUUUUAAUUGGAAGCUCACCUGUAUUGAUUAAUCGAUUAUUUUACAAGAUAGUGCUAAAAAAAAAAAAAAAGUUUUAGAAUGGAAGAGUUCUGGUCUUUAAAUCAAUUCUGAUUUUAAGAGAAUGUCUGUUCCCAUUUCCAAUAUACAUCAGAACAUCAGACCUUCCUGUGGUCUAUUUGGUCAAUCUGUAUGUGCUAUACUACUGAACAAGAGAUUGAAUGAUGGUGUCUGAAGAAUGAAGGAUCAAAACAUAUUUCAUCACUGCCCACAUGGAUAAUGGCCAUUUUGUUUCGUAACUUUUUACACGUCCACAUCGGGUGAUGCCACAGCUUCUCUGGGCAGACUCCUCUGCUAGUGCGUCACCAGGACAUGAUGAGGGCCACACCACCAGAGAUGGAUGCCUUGAUGAGUCCCAUCUGUCUGUCUUUCUGCCCCUGAGUUCAGGUCUAGUUCAGAUGCCCAUGUACAGUGGCCCAGACACAGAAAACAGAAACAGGGUGGAGUGUGCAGCAGCCUUGUGAGCACUGCGGCCACUCUAGUUUGGUGUGUGUGUGUGUCUCAACUCGUGUCAAUACUCUCCCAAGUGUUUGCUUUUUUUCAUGACUCUUCUUUUUAGUUACUGUCAACGAGUGCUCACACAGAGUAGUUUGAGGGGGUGUAAAUGGGAGGCGUGUGGAUGUAUGUGUGAGAGAGUGUGUGUGUAGAUAUGUUUUUCAGAAGUUUUAUUUUUGGAAAGGACUGCUGUUUUAAAAUGCUUUGUGAAAGUGGGAUCUGGAUUGCAAGAGAAGGCUGGAUUGGGGGUACCAGGAGGCCUGAGGCCUCGCUCGCUCAGUCAGUCAGUCAGGGGGUGGAGUGUCCUCCUCUCGGGGAGAUUACACUUGGCCUGCACACUUUAAACAAGCCAGGCUAAAGAACCAGAGCAAUCUAGUGGGUGGGGGAAAAUCUUGAAAUCUAUUUUAAGGGCAUUGGCAAUAAGCUAUGAGUUGCAGCUAUAUGUAAAUACACUUCUUUUGUUUUUAUAUUUCCAACAUGUACAGCCUUGGGAUGGCUGUUUUGACUGUAACAGAAAAUGAUCAUCUUGAGUAUUUUUUGUUUUCUUCUGAACUGAAAGGUCUGUAAAUAUAGGUGUAUAUAUGGUGCUCUGUAUUUAGAUCUUAAGUGUUGGCCAUUUUGGUUCCUAGCUGUAAUAUAGCCUUAUUAGUUAUGAGUGUCUGAUGAAACCGAGGUGACAAAGGAGAGGAAAAAAAGAAGAAGAAAAAAGGAGAACCUCAUUGCUGUACCCAUGUCAGUCUCUGAGCCUGUCCUGCCCUGAUAUAACCAGGGGAAUGAUGUGCAUGUGUUGUUAGUUUAACAUUAUUGAUCCACGUACAUCGAGGAAGAUUUUUUUUUUUUUUUUUUUUUAAGAAUAAUAAAAAAAAAAAAACCACCACUAAAAUGUUACUGGACCAAAACAUGUACUAGAAUAAAUGAAUACAAAUUGAAAAAGCAAAAAUAACUAAAUGUUCAAAUGUUGAAACUUUGUCCUCAGAGGUUACAUAUAGCUAUGGUAAUGUCCAAAAUUAAAUGUUGUGGAAAAUGUCCUCAA